Molecule: messenger RNA, 3454 nt
Organism: Hylaeus volcanicus
Lineage: Eukaryota; Metazoa; Arthropoda; Insecta; Hymenoptera; Colletidae
Product: myotubularin-related protein 10-B
Exons: 10
Coding region: 652-2604 (650 amino acids)
Source: RefSeq, a predicted model, not a curated record
CGCUUCGAGACUCCCUCCAAGAUGGCGGCGGUGUUUACCGCACAGUAAUCAUUUCCAAUUCGUUAUAACACGAAUAAUUUCCAAAGCGCAACGUAAAUUACUAAUAAAAAAUUCCUGUUUUCGGUCGAACUCGCAGAGAGAGCCCCUCGCACGUCCCGCAGUCGCGAGAAAUCCGAGUUAUGCGUAAAUAGUGAUCCAUGUUUUCUUCUUAUUAAAAAAAAAUAUAUCGGAUUUAUUCAGCCCGAAUCCUUCGUAAAUGUCAAUUUAAUUGCAGUCUGUGUAACGCGGACGAAAAUUCUCCCGUUCCACGAACAAUAAUAUUCACGUUACACGGUGUCGAAUGCGGACGAACGAACCUCAAGGUCUAGCAAUGAACACAAACAGAGCACGGCCACGACAGCUACGAACGAGGAAGGAGACGUAGAGAAAUCGCUCAGGAUGAAUUCGACGAGGGGAGAGAUCGCAAUCACGGCAAGGAAGUGAGCUUUAUCGUGACUCGAAAAUGCCCUGACCCUUCGACUCGCGAUAAGUAACCGACGAUCGUGCGAGAAUGAAUCGAACAGGAAAUUGAGCCGAGUCACGAGCGCCGAGGUAUAUUAUUUCUAUGGUUCUGGUUCGACGCGUUCGACGGCAAUCAUUCAAACGUUCCCGAUGGAAAGCAAAAGCUGCAACAAUUUCAUAAGUUACGUGGGCCUCGAGGAACACGAGAUGAAGCCACUAGGUUCUAGUCGACGUAAUUCUGUAUCCGAAAACAAUAUCAAGUUAUUACCCGGUGAGAUUUUAGUCACUGAUGCGCAAAGCGUUCUUAUGUUCUCGCCUGUCAGCAAUUUGAAGCAAGGGACGUCCGGUAUUCUAUCAGUCACGAAUUUUAAGCUCACAUUUAUCACGACCGAAGAUACGAGCGGAGAGGAUGUGGCUCGUCAGCAAAAUCAUCUGUACGGAUACAUGGAUACAUGUUUGACGAAUAUCGAAGAUAUUUAUAUAACAGUAGGCGAUAAGAAAAGAAGACUGGUACCUGGCAAUACCGUACCAUCUAAAGUAAAAGGGAUAUUUAUUAUUUGUAAAAAUUUACGAACGUGGUCUUUUUCUUUUAAAUUUUCGCCCAUCAAAGAGGGACACAAUCUACUGAGGGCGCUGUUGCAUUACGCUUUUCCCAGCAGACACUACAGAUUAUUCGCUUACGAUUACAGAGAAGCGUACUAUAGCAGUCUGAAUAACGCGAUUCGCUUAUUUCGAGACAUAUCUGACUGGAUUAACGAACUAGAAAGAACCAUAAGCAACGAGAAGUUUAGACAAUUUUGGAGAUUAUCUACAGCUAACGUAGACUUCAAGCUCUGUCGUAGUUUAUCGCGAUACAUAAUAGUCCCAGCGUCCGUAACCGACAGUCAAUUAAUGGACGCAGCUAAGCACUUCCAAGGCAACCGUCCACCAAUCUGGUCUUGGUCGAGCACAAACGGCGCGGCGUUAGUUAAAACGUCCGAGCUCUCGUUGUUGGCUAAGAGAACGCAGGAGAAUAUCAUGUUCGAGAACGUUCGCAAGAGUCACCCUCGGCAAAAAGAACUAGUUGUUUUAGAGUUAAAUAAAGACGUUAACGUAAAGUUUAUAGCUGUAGCCUUCGCGAAAUUCGCCAAUCUUUGCUCUCCAGAGAACAUCAGGCAAUUCUGGCUGCAAGAUAAUAAUUUUUAUUCAUUAGUAGAGAAUACUAAAUGGUUGAAGUGUGUGUCGUACUGCUUGGAAAAAGCUGUCAAAGCCUGCGAAAAACUUGACGAAGGAAAAUCCGUUAUUUUACAAGGUGCUGGCACAGAUAUUUGUUGCAUCGUAUCGAGCUUAGUCCAGCUGUUAUUGGACCCUUACUUUCGUACCAUAAACGGGUUCCAGUCGCUCAUGCAAAAGGAAUGGGUGGCUGGCGGGCAUCCAUUUUGUGAUAGAUUAGGUCAUAUUGGCAAGAGGAAGUCUGAGAAGGCUCCGCUAUUGCUUUUAUAUUUAGACUGUGUCUGGCAACUAACUCAACAAUUUCCUGGACAAUUCGAGUUCACGGAAACGUACCUGACGACGGUGUGGGAUGCUGCGCACGUUUCCAUUUUCGAUACGUUUAUUUUUAAUUGCGAGAAAGAUCGGGUGGCGGCAGCUAUGGAACCAAGUAAACCUCUCGUUCUUCGAAGCGUGUGGGACUGGAGGGAACAAUUCAGCGAACAGGACAUCUUACUGUUUUACAAUCCCCUCUACAAUUUCCGCGAGACAAACUCGACGGAGAAGAGCAUAAUAAAGCCCCUGUACAACAUCCCUAGCUUAGAGCUAUGGACGCAGUGUUAUUUCCGCUGGAUUCCCGCUUUGGAGAUCCGUAACGGUGGACAGAAUCACAUAGAGCUUUACUCCAGGUUGCUGCGAAACGACGUGAACCAGUUGAAGAUGUGCGUGAACGGCGCCUGUGGUUCAUUGGUCGACAAGUCGAACAGCUAUUCCGUUCAGAUGAACAUCGACAGCUUUUAUCCGUUCUCGAAUAAAAAGUCCGGGGACGCAGUGAGCACUCCCAUCAUGAACAGCUCUAUUCUGGCUACGGAAAGCUUGCUAGAUGCGCAGUCGUUGAUUACAGCGUCCGACUGAUGUGUACAUAUCACGGUAACGUUCAUUCAAAGUCCGCGGUAACGUUGAGGAAGCCACUUCUCCUAGUUACACACGUUAGAAAAUGUUCUUAUACUUUUGGUAUCUAAGCGGGGCUGGGAUUGGUCGAAUUCUUUCUGUAUUUCAAUGUUUCAAACAGUAAUUCAAAUAUUUUGUAAAUUAUUUACGAUUAAAUAUCGGUUGCAUACUAUUGGAAAGCGCAUAAUUAAGCAUUCAUCGGGGUACUUGUUUCUGUAACUUCAUCGAAACUCAUGAAUUCUUAUUUAAAUUCAUUUCCUUCGAUGCUUCGCAAUUAAUUUUCAUAGUUCCUUAGUGGAAAGCAAGUAGAAGAAUUUUCAUCGAGGAAUUAACUAAAUUAAUUCAAAAGGUGAUGGAUUAAAAAAGAUAAAUCUGGAUAGGUUUGGUAAAUUUGGAAGAAGUUGCAAAAAUAAGUAUUACCGCAAAUGUAAAAACAUUUGAGCCUCGAAGGAAUUUUCACGUAUCAAUCUGGCAGUGAACGUGUCAAAUCCACUUAUUUCUUUGUCAAUUUUGUUUUUAAUAUUAAAACAAUGACAGUGGUAUUUGCCCAUCCGAAUAUUCGAUUAAUCUCAGGCCCUUUAUUAAGCUGGAAUUUUUCUGUUUUAUAAAUUAUUAAUUCUAUUAUAUUUUUCCAAACGUUGCUCGUUCUUGAUUCGAUAACAAACGCCGAUUAACGCGAAUACAAAUCUUUUUGUUCUUUUGUACGUACGUAUGUAUCGCAUUGUAAAAUAGCGGAAAUUAAAGAAUACUGAUAUUUAAUAACAUCUCGAUGUUAUAAAGUAAAAGUAACAAUAAAACUAUUUUUUGUAGAAAA